AUGGAAAGGGUUGGCCCCAAUUCCAGAUCGAACGUUGGAAAACCUUACGGGACAGACUUUGCAGGACAGUUCCAGUUUCUUGAAGUUUCCACGAAGAACUCUUCCUUGGGUCCCAGAAGAGAGGGCCUCUGCGAGAGAUCUUCUUGGAGACCCUUGGCUGCGAGGAGUAUGUUCCCUGGGAUAGAGCUGACAGACUCGAACGGAUAG
Messenger RNA from Colletotrichum gloeosporioides, 207 nucleotides. RefSeq lists its product as uncharacterized. The transcript has a single exon. The coding region runs from base 1 to 207 and encodes 68 amino acids. The record is from RefSeq and is a predicted model, not a curated record. Lineage: Eukaryota; Fungi; Ascomycota; Sordariomycetes; Glomerellales; Glomerellaceae.